Vitis riparia (riverbank grape) is the source of this 830-nucleotide messenger RNA. RefSeq names its product ubiquitin-conjugating enzyme E2-17 kDa-like. The record is from RefSeq and is a predicted model, not a curated record. The transcript is spliced from 5 exons. Gene Ontology annotation, biological process: protein polyubiquitination. Gene Ontology annotation, cellular component: nucleus. Gene Ontology annotation, molecular function: ubiquitin conjugating enzyme activity. NCBI's taxonomy places the organism in Eukaryota, Viridiplantae, Streptophyta, Magnoliopsida, Vitales, Vitaceae. Bases 136 to 582 code for a protein of 148 amino acids.
UCCGGAGCCCUGAGUCCUGAUACCGCAGUUGCGUGAAUAUAUAUCCAUUUUCCCGAUUCGAUGAAAAUUUCUCCCGUUCUCUGAAACAACCAACCAGGAGGAUCUCAGGGUUUCGGAACCUAGGGUUUGGUCGUGAUGGCGUCGAAGCGGAUCUUAAAAGAGCUCAAGGAUCUUCAGAAGGAUCCUCCCACGUCUUGCAGCGCAGGCCCAGUUGCUGAAGACAUGUUUCAUUGGCAAGCAACUAUAAUGGGUCCUCCUGACAGUCCAUAUGCUGGUGGAGUGUUUCUAGUCACCAUUCAUUUUCCACCAGAUUAUCCAUUUAAACCACCAAAGGUUGCUUUCAGGACUAAAGUGUUUCACCCUAAUAUCAAUAGUAAUGGUAGUAUUUGCCUUGAUAUUUUGAAGGAGCAGUGGAGCCCAGCCCUUACAAUUUCCAAGGUGUUGCUCUCGAUCUGUUCUCUUCUAACGGAUCCAAAUCCUGAUGAUCCUCUGGUGCCCGAGAUUGCUCACAUGUACAAGACAGACAGGAGCAAGUACGAGACAACUGCAAGGAGCUGGACCCAGAAGUAUGCAAUGGGUUAGUACGCUACCGUGUGUGUGAGAGGAGGGCUCCUUUCCCUUGCGACUUUGGUCUUUUUUAAGUUAAUUAUGUAUGGAAAAAUGAAGAAAGUGUGAUCUAUCUCAGUAUUCUAUUAGAUGGGGACCAAAAGGGAAUGGCUUGAAACACUCUGCCCUCCUUGAGACACAGUUGCUGCUUUCAUUGUUUGUAUGGGAAUUUGCCUUUGGAACUUUCAGACUCUAUCAAAUAUCCAAAAGCUCCUUCAACCUCA